Messenger RNA from Colletotrichum higginsianum IMI 349063, 975 nucleotides. RefSeq names its product Thioesterase. Gene Ontology annotation, biological process: mycotoxin biosynthetic process. The transcript is spliced from 3 exons. Bases 1 to 975 code for a protein of 324 amino acids. The record is from RefSeq and is a predicted model, not a curated record. Lineage: Eukaryota; Fungi; Ascomycota; Sordariomycetes; Glomerellales; Glomerellaceae.
AUGUUUCCCUUCAAAACGAGCGCGUCUGAAUACGAGACCACGGACCGUGGGCAGUACAAGGUCCUUGAUGACCCAACCGAGGAUGACCUUGGCGGGACGCCGCUGAAGGAGCUGGGACACCUGAGGAAGAGUCUGCGGUUCUACAAAGUCGGCUUUUACACGGUUCUCGCCUUCCAGGCCCUGGCCGUUGUCUACUGGGCUUUCCUGGGCCAUGCCAACUCACAUCCAUCCGCCACAUAUCGCGACCUAGAAUGGAGUGGUUUGCUUGGUGAGGACUGGAACGGCCUUGUUCCUAACGGUGUUGGCCAGCCGCUGAAGCCGGUGUACUUUGGUCCGGACCACCCCUACUACAUGCCCGAGGACAUUUUCGACAAUUUCGACAAGUCCAUGGCCAUGAUUGACAACGUGUUGGUCGACAAAGACGCGCCUCGUGUCAAGAGAAUCAAGCCGGAUGGCGAUGUAGCCGAGAUGGAGCCGUUCUGGCCGUGGGAGCCUCGCGCCGAUGGCAAACAGAUCUAUGCCAUCCGCGGGUUUCACCAGAUGCAUUGCAUAGUAUGCGAACCCUUCGCCAUUGUGGACAAGAAAUUUGAGAGAAACAUGGGAACCUUUGCUGACCAACCACGUCCUGCGCAGUUUGUCAUCUCGGAAGAGUUCACCUUCCAUUACAACAGGGUCAACGAGACCAAGUGGACGGCCGGGCACGUGGCGCAUUGCAUCAACACGGUCCGCGACGCCAUCAUGUGCAUGGCGGACUCUCAGCCGCUGUCCUUUGCGAACGGCUACAAGGUCGGGCACGCGACGGACGACCAGGCCAUGAUGUGCCGCGACUGGAAAGCGUUGCACGCCUGGGUCAGCGACCCGAGCCGCGGCGUGCGGGUGAAGAACGCCGCGCCGCCGGGGAGCAAGUCGGACAUGAUCGUGCCCAUCAUUCCGUACCCGGAGCUGACGGAGGCGGAACUCAAGGGCGAUGCGUGA